AUGGCGUGGUCAGCAACUAGCAGCAGCAGAUUGCCAUCCAUUCUGCUACUCUUGGUUCUUUGGGCUAGCAUCGGACAAGGUUAUGCAUUCGACUCAUUAAGACUUAUCUCGAGAAGCUCGGAUUCGUGUCCCACCUCAUACGAGCACUGCGGCAGCACGAAACUCCCAGAUAACUUCUGUUGUCCAUCAGACUCAACCUGCAUCAGUUUGGACGAUGCCACCUCCGCCAUAUGUUGCCCCGAGGGCAGCGACUGUCAGUAUAUCACGCCUAUUGUCUGUGAUAUCCAGGAGCAGAAUGCCACUCUCUACCCCUCAAACCCCAUCAAGACAACUCGUCUAGGCGACAGUCUGCCCAAAUGCGGCGAGAAGUGUUGCCCAUUCGGCUUCACCUGUGACGGAAACACCUGUGUCAUGAACAAAGCUGCCGCCACAACCGCAACAGCCUCUGUAUCCGAAUCCACAACCACAACUGCGUCCUCAACAUCAACGUCAUUCACCGGUUCAGCAACCCUCGGAGCAACCUUCACCCCAAUAUCAUCUCCAUCAGCUGCAGCCUCCACAAACGCCACAUCAGCAGUCCUAUCAGAAUCGUGUCCCUCCUUCCCAAGCAAAGCCAUAAUAGCAGGCUUCUUCCCCGGCGCAAUCUUCGGCGCCGCCGCCGCUCUCUUAAUAUCCCUUUGCCUCCGACGCCGCGCUCGCAACGCCGAAACCAAAAUCAGGGAAUCCAAAUUCCCAUCGCACUGGUCCCAGCGCACUUCUACAGGGGCUGUAAUGAGCAUUUCAAGACCAAUAGUCUCAGAAGACGCCUCUUACCGCACAGACUUCCUCCUCCGGACUCCACCCGAUAUGAAACGCUCUUCAGUUGGAGGACGCUCUACCCGGUCUAGGAUGCAUCGCACCGGCAGCAGAGUGAGAAGCCUUUUCCAUAAAAGUCCGCGACUAGACAAGAAUGUACCGCCUAUUCCUGUACAUCCCGUCACUCCUCCAAGGCAGCGUGAGCCCAGCACGGAGAGUAUCAAGGUGUACUCUCCACCCGGAACUUUCGCACAGCCCAGGAAGUUCCUAGGGCCUGAACCGUAUCCGGCUACGAUUGCGAGGCCUGAUACCACUUUUACGGAUUUGAUUCAAGGGCAUGGCUUUAGUGGUCCCCAAGGAGAACCUUCAUAUCGCAUUCGUGAGGAUUCGAAAGAGAAUCCUUUCAGAGAUCCUCGUCCUCCACAUGUUUGA
Messenger RNA from Penicillium canescens, 1227 nucleotides. RefSeq lists its product as uncharacterized. Bases 1 to 1227 code for a protein of 408 amino acids. NCBI's taxonomy places the organism in Eukaryota, Fungi, Ascomycota, Eurotiomycetes, Eurotiales, Aspergillaceae. The transcript has a single exon. The record is from RefSeq and is a predicted model, not a curated record.